This is a messenger RNA of Geodia barretti, 490 nucleotides long. Lineage: Eukaryota; Metazoa; Porifera; Demospongiae; Tetractinellida; Geodiidae. The record is from the annotation of a GenBank genome assembly.
GCUGGUCUAUUGCCCACUGAUGGGCAGGUGUCCUCACUGCAAGUCUGCACUGAUAACAGCGAACUCAGUUGGCUAGCGGAAGUUGUGCUACGCCAUCUCUUGGCCCAAGACCAUCGUUGGAGUGGACAUGAGAUGCGGCAAAUGUAAGAAGCACUUCAUGACCCACGACACGAACUACGUGGACGCCCUCCCUUCAGAGGAGCAGGUCAAGCGGGAGUUUGUCACCGUCAAGGGCAAUGGAAGCCACAUUUCCCUGCUCCGCUUGCUUCGAUCAGGUUUGACUGUGGCCCAAGUGGAGCGGUAUGUCGAGGAUGAAGUCUGGGAGCACUACCUCCUGCUGAAGGCAAAGUACAUCGAGCUUUGGGACAAGGUGGAUGCUAUGCGUGGUGUUGGCAAGGUGAACGUGGCUCCCCGCGAUGCUUUUCCUCCAUUCCCUCCCCAUUAUGUUCCGCACAGACCGCACCUCACGGCAAUGUUCGUCAGGGACUAC